Lasiosphaeria miniovina is the source of this 858-nucleotide messenger RNA. RefSeq lists its product as uncharacterized. The coding region runs from base 147 to 656 and encodes 169 amino acids. Lineage: Eukaryota; Fungi; Ascomycota; Sordariomycetes; Sordariales; Lasiosphaeriaceae. The transcript has 3 exons. The record is from RefSeq and is a predicted model, not a curated record.
CCCCCCAAGAUCUUGGAGGGUUCAACCCUUAGGGCCAUCCCCUGUCAGUCGACCCUUGUAACACAGCCUGAUGCCCGAUUCCGAAUCUCAGCUUGAAUCGCCCCCUACUCAAGAACUCGACCAGUGUAUCCCCUAAAACAAUCGAGAUGGGAGAGCGAAAGUACUUUUAUGCCAUCGCUCGAGGACAUCCCAGCGGAGGGGCCCCGGGCAUCACCACAUCUUGGGGCGUUGCGCAACCGAUCACAUCUGGGUUUCCCAAUUCCCGAGUGAAGGGCUUUGGCACCUUAGAAAAGGCCGUCCGGUACAUGUUGAAUUCUGGUUGCAACACAUUCUACUUCCUCAACGGCCCUACAGACGGUGAAAAGUCUGUAUCGAAGCUAGAUGGCGGGAAGCCAUCAUCUUAUGCUGUCGCAAACGGUCGUGAAGUUGGACAAUACUCAGAGUACAGCCUCGAAGCGGAGCCUCGAGUCAACCGAUACGGCCACGCCUGCCACAAGUCCUUCUCAAGCAUCGAUGCUGGGAAGAGUUUUAUUGAAGGGUAUAAACAGACCUGGCGCCAGAUACAUAACAAGGGUCCUGUCGAUAGCAGCGUGGAUGGCGAUCAUGGUGUUGCAGGUCUCGUCGAUAAGUUAUAUAUGGUGUCUCUGAGGGAUUGAGCAGAGCCAAGAGUCGAGCAUGUCUUCGGAUGAGGCUCUUUUCUUUUUAGCGGCCGACUACCCAUGUACGCAGUUCACGAACGAGAUGAAAAGGAAUUAUUAUUCAUCAAGUCGCGCUUUUCGACUAGUAAUAAUAACAAGAAUAUCAGGCUUAGAUAUUAUAGAUAAGGUAGCCCUACUUCUGGCGUAAAUACUAAUUUAC